This is a messenger RNA of Funneliformis caledonium, 822 nucleotides long. The record is from the annotation of a GenBank genome assembly. NCBI's taxonomy places the organism in Eukaryota, Fungi, Glomeromycota, Glomeromycetes, Glomerales, Glomeraceae.
AGUCUAAAUAUUUCAAACAUGGAUGCUCCUUUUAGCACUGAAAACAAACUUAAAAUUGUCUCUAAAUUCUUGCUUGAUAGUCCACCCGGAGAAGUAAAUGACGUUUUCAAUGUUGGAAUCUUGGGUGCCUUACGGGAAUACAAUACCGAGCAAUAUACCACUGUAAAAAUUGACGAUGAAGAAGUUAUAUUAUCCAAGUUUGGCCAAAUCAAAGAUAAAGUUGAUUCAUAUGUCGAUCCGAAAUCUCGCCAAGUUUUCGAGUUUGAUCAUUUGCAUAAAAUUACGAGAGUUAUCGAACCACAUCCUCCGGAUGAAACGACAGAACCGCUUAGAAGUGCUGUAGAAGCUGCGUUUACAGAUUACGUUAAAGACCAUUAUCCGAAUGGAGUAUCAACUGUUUAUUCUACCGAAGAUGAGACAAUAACAAUUGCUAUCGUGGAUAACAAAUACAAUUCAUUGAAUUUUUGGAAUGGACGAUGGCGCUCAACGUGGGUUGUAAAGCCGGAAUCUGGUGAAUUAAAGGGAAGUUUGAAGGUGAACGUACAUUAUUAUGAAGACGGAAAUGUUCAAUUGAAUUCCAACAAAGACAUCGAAGUAUCAACUUCAACAACUGUCGAGAAUCCAUCUGCCGCCGCUGCUGCAUACGUUAGAUUAAUUGGAAAAGCGGAGAAUGAAUAUCAAACAGCUUUGAAUGAAUCAUAUAUUGAAUUAUCUGAAAAUACCUUCAAAAGUUUGAGACGUGCCCUUCCAUUGACGCGGCACAAACUAGACUGGGACAAGAUUUUGAAUUACAAGAUUGGACAAGAACUUGCAAACAAAUAA